Messenger RNA from Thamnophis elegans (Western terrestrial garter snake), 1165 nucleotides. RefSeq names its product CCAAT enhancer binding protein alpha (gene CEBPA). Gene Ontology annotation, molecular function: RNA polymerase II cis-regulatory region sequence-specific DNA binding; DNA-binding transcription factor activity, RNA polymerase II-specific. The transcript has a single exon. The record is from RefSeq and is a predicted model, not a curated record. NCBI's taxonomy places the organism in Eukaryota, Metazoa, Chordata, Lepidosauria, Squamata, Natricidae. Gene Ontology annotation, biological process: regulation of transcription by RNA polymerase II; DNA-templated transcription; myeloid cell differentiation. Bases 107 to 1072 code for a protein of 321 amino acids.
CUCGGCCAGCCCAGAGACAGCCCGUCCCGAUCUCCAGCGCCGCCGCCACCACCACCGGACCCCCGCCGGCCUCCGACCAUGCGCGGCAGUGCGCUUUAACUAUUCGAUGGAGCCGGGCAACUUCUACGAGGCGGACUCGCGGACCCCGAUGCCCAGCGUUUUCCACUCGCACCCGCAGCAGCAGCGCCCGCCGCUCCCCGCCGCCGCGCACCUGCCCUCCGCCGCGCUUGGCUUCGCCCCGCCGGCCGGCCCUUUCGGCUACCUGGCGGCGUCGGAGCUGCCCGAGAUUUGCGAGCACGAGAACUCCAUCGACCUGAGCGCCUACAUCGACCCGGGCGCCUUCAACGACGAGUUCCUGGCCGACCUCUUCCAGCACAGCAAGCAGCAGCAGCAGCAGCAGGAGCGCGCCGCCAAGGCCGGGCUGGAGUGCGGCGGGGCCGGCAUGCCGGGCGCCGGGUUCCCGCCGGGCGGGGGCGCGCUCUACUGCUACGCCGACAAGCUGGAGGGCAACGCCGCCUACGAGCGCCUGGGCCAGGGCCCCCCGCUGCUGCCAGGCUUGCGCCCGCUGCUCAUCAAGCAGGAGCCCCACGAAGAGGAGGAGGCGGGCGCGCUGGCCGCGCUCUACCCGCCGCCGCCCGCCGGGCCGCCCUGCAGCCACCUCCAGUACCAGGCGGCGCACUGCGCCCAGACCACAGUGCACCUGCAGCCCGGCGGGCAGCCCACCCCGCCGCCCACGCCCGCGCCCAGCCCGCACGGGGCCCACCCGCCCCACCGCCUCCACGCCGGGCCCAACGCUGCCGCCUCGUCGGGCAAGUCCAAGAAGUCGCUGGACAAGGGCAGCAGCGAGUACCGGGUGCGGCGGGAGCGCAACAAUAUCGCGGUGCGUAAGAGCCGCGACAAAGCCAAGCAGCGCAACGCCGAGACGCAGCAGAAGGUGCUGGAGCUGAGCAACGACAACGAGCGGCUCCGCAAGCGCGUCGAGCAGCUCAGCCGCGAGCUGGAGACCCUCCGCGGCAUCUUCCGGCAGCUGCCCGAGAGCUCGCUGGUCAAGGCCAUGGGCAGCUGCUCCUGAGCGCACCGCAGGGGCGUCGCGGGGCAGAGGAUCGGGGUCCGCGCGGGCGAAGCCGUCGGGAGCGGCCGCUGCACUCCGAAACCUCGCCUGGCU